Molecule: messenger RNA, 579 nt
Organism: Phaeoacremonium minimum UCRPA7
Lineage: Eukaryota; Fungi; Ascomycota; Sordariomycetes; Togniniales; Togniniaceae
Exons: 2
Coding region: 1-579 (192 amino acids)
Source: RefSeq, a predicted model, not a curated record
AUGUACGCAAUUCUCUCAGGUCUAAUUGCAGCUGCCUCUCUAGCAACCGCCAGUCCCAUCUUCCUGAACACUCGGGAAGAUGGUAGCUGCUCCGAUGUAUCCUUCAAAGGUCUCGAGUGGACGGUCGAGGACUUCGACUACCAUGCGUCAUACAUCUUCACCACCCCUGCUCACCAAAACUCAUGGGGAUAUGUGAACUUCAACCUCUCAAACCCCGCAUUCCCAUAUCUGGCUUCGUGUAGCGCAACGAGUAAUCAGUUAUCAGACUUCUUCUACGGCACAAUGUGGUACAAUUGCACACUGCCAGAAGAGGCACCGUACGGUGGCGAAGCCACCUUCGCCUUCAGCAGACCCUCUGGAAAGCUUGAUAUCAAUCAGACGUGGACAUGUGAUGAUCCGGAUCCGCAGUACCCUAUUACCUUCCACGCAGCUGGUACUGUCAACCUGACCCUCGAAUGUACCGACACAACGUGGCAGAACCCCAAUUGGACAAUUGGCCAGAUCUACUCGGACAGAGAGGUCAAGUGUGCGCCGGUAACUGUUCCUGUCAAGCCUUAUGAAAUGACAGCAGUCGCAUAG